AUGCUGAGCAACAAAGCUACGUUAAAGAUCAUGUUUUCUUGCAGAUGUAAUUGCGUUCAUUCCUCCGUUAUUUUGUGGUUGUGGUUGAUAUGUUCACUCCAGGUUUGUGCUGCUUGGGCUCCCGAUAAAACUCCACAAAAAUUUCAACAAAUCAUCGAAGCCAGGUGCGAAGAAUACCAACAAGUUGUCAAGCCGGGUUACUUCGCCAAAAAACCACUUAACUGUACACUUUUAUGGAAGCACUUCAGUGGAUCAUUUGCAUUCAAAGGACCUUGUGAUGUGGCACCAGAAGCCUACCAGCCUUUCAUUGAAUACGCCGACCACGAUGUCGACACUAAAGAUAAGACAGUAUAUUGGAGCGGUAUGACAGAGUUUGUGAUAGAAUACACCUCCUAUAAAAAACUGACAACAAUAAGAGAUCUGCUGGCAGUUUACUUAAUAAAGACAUCUGAAGUUUGGUGUGGUCAAGUAGAAUCACCCGGUAUCAACUACACUAGCUGCCCAUCGUACAUCGAUCGAUCAUGUAACAAUUCAGCUGUUAGAAUAUUCAGUGAAUACGAGCUGCCUAAUCUAAACCACGAAGUCACUCCCAUCAUUGAAGUGCACCUCGUCCGCAAUUUAAACUCACAAUUCUACGAAACAUGCGAUAAAGGUUCAAUGAUAUUACUGAAGGAAGACAUUGCCAAAAGAAAGAUUCAGAUGACGUGUGAUAUUGAUAACAAAGAAAUUUACUUCUUCCAAUGUGCAAGAUCAGGGGACUGCAAAUCUUUGGUGUAUACCUGUUGUCUAGUAAAGCGUGCAAUUCAUACGUCCAUAUCCGUUUCCGGUCGAAUAUCAGUUUUUACUAUCCGGCUAUAUCCGACUCCGACCGAAUAUCCAAAAAUACAAUCCGGUGCAACUCUAAUUGCCAUGCGAACUAAGUGGACAUGGGUUAACCGCUAA
This is a messenger RNA of Helobdella robusta, 942 nucleotides long. RefSeq lists its product as hypothetical. The coding region runs from base 1 to 942 and encodes 313 amino acids. The record is from RefSeq and is a predicted model, not a curated record. NCBI's taxonomy places the organism in Eukaryota, Metazoa, Annelida, Clitellata, Rhynchobdellida, Glossiphoniidae. The transcript is spliced from 8 exons. Gene Ontology annotation, molecular function: NAD+ nucleosidase activity; phosphorus-oxygen lyase activity. Gene Ontology annotation, biological process: positive regulation of B cell proliferation. Gene Ontology annotation, cellular component: plasma membrane.